AUGUCUCGUCAGUCCUAUGGUUUAAGCAUCAGAGGAGGAAACAAGGGAUUCAGCUCUAACUCUGUCUCCUUAGGGGGUGGAAACAGAGUCAGCUUCAGCACUGCUUCCACAUCCCGUGGAUAUUCUGGCCGUGGUGGAAGCACAGGUGGGGGCUUUGGCAGCAGGAGCCUCUAUAACCUUGGGGGCAGCAAGAGAAUAUCCACUGGUGGCUUUGGUGGAGGUUUUGGUGGCUGUGGCCAAGGAGGUGGAGGCUUUGGAGUUGGUGGUGGCUUUGGUGGAGGGCUUGGUGGUGGCUUUGGUGGAUGUCUUGGCGGUGGUUUUGGUGGAGGGCUAGGAGGUGGCUUUAAUGGGGCAGGUGGCCCCAACUUUCCAGUAUGCCCACCUGGAGGGAUCAAGGAAGUGACCAUCAACCAAAGCCUCCUGCAGCCCCUCAAACUGGAAAUAGAUCCAGAAAUCCAGAAAGUGAGGACUGAAGAGACAGAUCAGAUCAAGACCCUCAACAACAAAUUUGCCUCCUUCAUCGACAAGGUCCGCUUUCUGGAACAACAGAAUCAAGUCCUAGAGACCAAGUGGAAACUCUUGCAAGAGCAAGGGCCUGGUUCCACUCAGAAGAACCUUGAUCCGUUGUUUGAAAGUUAUAUCAACAACCUGAGAAGACAGCUGGAUUGUUUUCAGAAUGAGAGGAGAGGCCUGGAUUCAGAGCUUAAAAAUUGUCAAGAUCUGGUGGAAGAUUAUAAGAACAAAUAUGAAGAAGAAAUUAACAAGCGCACCCAGGCAGAGAAUGACUUUGUCCUCUUGAAAAAGGAUGUGGAUGCAGCUUACAUGAACAAAAUUGAAAUGCAAGCAAAACUGGAUGCCUUGACAGAUGAAAUCAACUUCUUGAGAUGCCUGUAUGAAGCUGAACUGAGCCAGAUGCAACAGACUGUUUCAGACACCUCUGUUGUUCUUCAAAUGGACAACAACCGAAACCUGGAUUUGGACAGCAUCAUUGCAGAGGUCAAGGCACAGUAUGAGGAAAUUGCACAGAGGAGCCGUAUAGAAGCAGAGACUUUGUAUCAAUCCAAGUAUGAAGAGCUGCAGGUCACAGCUGGGAAACAUGGGGAUAAUCUACGAGACACCAAAGCCGAGAUCUCUGAGCUUAACCGGAUGAUGCAGAGGAUACGUGCAGAAAUAGAUAAUGUGAAGAAGCAGUGUGAGAAGCUGCAGGCUUCUAUUACAGAAGCUGAGGAACGGGGUGAAUUGGCACUCAAGGAUGCCAGAGACAAACUUGGAGAACUAGAAGAUGCUUUGCAGAAGGCCAAGGAAGAAAUGGCCCGUCUCCUGAAGGAGUAUCAGGAGUUGAUGAGUGGCAAACUGGCCCUGGAUGUUGAAAUUGCCACCUACAGGAAAUUGCUGGAACUAGAGGAAAGCAGGAUGUCUGGAGAGUGCCAAAGUGCUGUGAACAUCUCUGUGGUUGGCUCUACCACUCACGUUUCUGGUGGUGGCUAUGGUGGUGGCUAUGGAGGAGGAAUGUCCUUUGGAAGUGGGUCCGGUGGCCUUGGUGGUUUCAGCUCUGGAGGUGUAAGCAGCAUUGGCAGUGGAGUAGGUGGAGGAUACAGUUCUGGGGGAACCAUUGUGAAGAAAACUACUACAUCAUCCACCAUCAGGUCUACAUCUAGGAAACAGUAAGCAACAGAGGCCGUGAUAAUGUAACUGAGGAUGAAGACAUUCUUCUGGAAACCUUGGUCAAGCCACAUUGAACCCAGCCCUGGCACCUCUUGGAGAAAUGAACUGUGUCCGUUUUAUAACCACUAUUUCUAUUCUCCCCUAAUAUAUUUAGACCUUGCAUUCUGUUUUCUUAACUAAUUGUAAAUACAUUUCAUGCCUCCAGAUAUAGAUCAGGUACCAGCCAAGUACCAUCCAUAGUAUUGCUGUAUUUUGCAUUAACCAAAGGCAAUCAGCAUUAGGUAGGUCUACUGAGUUUAUUGAGGAAAGUGUCUUGCUCUACUUCUGUGCCAUUCACAAACACUUUGUCUAUUGGAGAACAAUUCCUGUGUUGCCUCACAAGAAUGAUCACAUGUCUUAAAAUAUUCCAGAAUGCUUAUUGGCUCUCCUUUCACAUAAAGAAAUUGUCUUCUCGACGGCAGACUGAAACAACUUGAGAAGGCCUCAAACAGACUUAGUAGCCUCAUGAAGAAGCAAUGUUAGAAAAUUGUUGGACAUGUUGGAAUGUUGGAAAAUUGCUUUCUGUUAUUGUUCUUUCCAGACUGUAGUCCUCUGAAUGAGAAUCACAGAGCAAAUAGUGUGAAUGUCAGCAAUAUCAAAGUUACUGUUCACAUGGACAUGGCCUUAGUGUUUUGUCUUUUCAUGCAAAAGAAUAUUGUAUCUGAUAUUAUUCUGUGAUUGCUUGUUCUACUGACAAUGAUUUUCAAAGUAAUAUGUGGAGCUAAAAUUAUAACCGCUCCUUUUUGAUCCAGUCCAAAGGACAUGAUCACAGUGAAAAUUAAACUCUUAUAAUUCCUACCAAUUUCAACAGGAAAGUUUAAAAGACUGGUUUAAACUGCUGCUGUUAAUGUGACUGAGAAAGAUUUAACUUUGGCUGAAUUGUACCUCAUGCACUUUCUCUCCCUCUUUCUCUUGCUUUUGCUUUUUUUUGUAAUGGCCUGGAAUCUUUUUCAUUACUCAUUUAAGUUUUGGUGGUUAUUCUUCUUUGAUGUGACCAUCUGCAUCUCAUUAAACUCUA
This is a messenger RNA of Sceloporus undulatus (fence lizard), 2722 nucleotides long. RefSeq names its product keratin, type II cytoskeletal 5-like. Gene Ontology annotation, cellular component: keratin filament. Gene Ontology annotation, biological process: keratinization; intermediate filament organization. NCBI's taxonomy places the organism in Eukaryota, Metazoa, Chordata, Lepidosauria, Squamata, Phrynosomatidae. Gene Ontology annotation, molecular function: structural constituent of skin epidermis. The transcript is spliced from 9 exons. The record is from RefSeq and is a predicted model, not a curated record. Bases 1 to 1668 code for a protein of 555 amino acids.